Messenger RNA from Cinclus cinclus, 2748 nucleotides. RefSeq names its product DNA replication and sister chromatid cohesion 1 (gene DSCC1). Bases 86 to 1297 code for a protein of 403 amino acids. Gene Ontology annotation, cellular component: Ctf18 RFC-like complex; chromosome, centromeric region; nucleus. NCBI's taxonomy places the organism in Eukaryota, Metazoa, Chordata, Aves, Passeriformes, Cinclidae. Gene Ontology annotation, biological process: mitotic sister chromatid cohesion; maintenance of mitotic sister chromatid cohesion. The transcript is spliced from 9 exons. The record is from RefSeq and is a predicted model, not a curated record.
ACUGGCAGGGGAUGGAGGAGGUGGGGCGGAGUUCGGAGCGGGCAGGGGAUGGAGGAGGUGGGGCGGAGUUCGGAGCGGGCAGGGGAUGGAGGCCGUGGCGCCGAGUUCGGAGCGGGCCGGGGCCGCCAUGCGGAGCCGCGCCGAGGUGGACGCCACGCUGCAGACGGCCAAGCUGAACCCGGCGGAGCUGCUGCCGGCCGUGCACUGCCUCAGCUUCGGCCCGCAGGCAGGCGGCGGCGAGUGCUGCCUGCUGCAGCUGGAGCCGGGGCUCUGCGCCGAGCUGGAGGCGGGCCGCAGCCUAGUAAUCCGUGGUGAAAAGGAUGAACACGCAGUGUUGUGCAGCAAAGAUAAAACUUACGACAUGAAAAUAGCAGAUACCUCAAAUAUGCUGCUGUUUGUUCCUGAUUGCAAAACUCCAGAGGAGCUGAAUUCAGAUCCAGCAUCUUGUAAUAUUAUUCAUUCACAGAUUGCUGGUUUCUCCAAGAACUAUUGGGAAUUAAGGAGAUGUCGACCAAAACUGAAGAAACUGAGGAAGCUGUUAAUGGAAGAUCCAUAUGAAGGGCCUGACAGUCAGAAAGAUCAGACCUCAACACUGUCAAAGUAUACAACAGAAGAUUUGUUAAGUCUGAUUCAAGCAAGUGAAGAAGAAAUACUCCACCAAUUGCAGGUUAUAGAUGCCUGCAAAAUUGAAGGUUAUUGGAGAAUUCUAGACUUUGACUAUGAGAUGAAACUCUUGAAUCAUGUGACUCAACUAAUAGACUCAGAGUCCUGGCCUUUGAGUAAGGUUCCUCUGUGUCCCUGCCUUGAAGAACUUGAAUCUCUAGAACCCAGAGAGAUGAUAGAACACAUUCUUUUAAGCUAUGGCAGGAAAUAUGUUGAUGAUGGGGAGGUUUUCUUUGAAAUGCGUGAAGAUAAAAUAUGCAGAGCUAUAGCACAAAUGCUUUUGCAAAAUGCAGUUAAAUUCAAUCUAUCAGAGUUUGAAGAAGUCUGGCAACAGAGUGUCCCUGAGGGGAUGACAACAAGGCUUGAUCAGCUUCAGGGAUUGGCUCUUGUGGAUAAAAGUUCAAGACCAGAGACCAUUUUCCUGCUAAAAGUAGAAGACUUACCUGAAGACAAUCAGGAAAGAUUCAACAGCUUAUUUGGCAUACGGGAAAAGUGGACGGAAGUGGAUAUUACCCCUUACAUACAAGAUUUGUGUGCAGAGAAGCAGACCGUUGGUGCUCUUCUGACAAAAUAUGCUCGCUCCUCAAUGCUGAAUGGUGUUAAAGUUUUUAAUUCUAGAAGACCCAUCUCAUAACAAGUAUUGUUUGAAGAACUGAGGACACUGCAUGUAGUAACAGUGAAUGUUACUUGGUGCUGCCUUGUGGGGAAAAGAGUUGCCAACCAUCAUUAUGCAGUGGAGUUUAACCAACUAGGCUACCCGAACAAGCUGUGUUUUCUGCUCAGCUAAAGACACUGUGAGGACACUUGUGGCCUCUAAGGAAUGAUAUUCACCUCACCUUCCUUUGCCAGCCUUCUUUGCCAACCUUCCUUGGCCCAACUUCUUUUUCCUUUGUGCCUGGUUAAGCCAGGAGCCAAGCUGCUUCUUGGAUAUGCUUAAUCUGUUUAUCUGUAAGUCUGAAAUGAAAAUUUAAAACCUCCUGAUAAUAAUUCAAUCAAUUAAAUUGAUUUGAAUAGCAAAAUGGAGAUUUUAGUCUUCUGCCCGUUAGUGGCCCAUUCUUAACUGUUAAAGUUUCAAUGCAGUGUUCCCAGUUCGAAUAGCACAGAGCUCAUCAGGCUCAUGAAUAAAUCAUUCCCCACUGAGAUUAUACCAGUUUUGAAAGGUGGUUCUUUUUAAGGUCAUGUCUAUGAACACCAUCAACACAUGCACCUGACACUUUAAUACUUGGCAGAAUGGCCUUAUAUAUAUUACAAAAAAAAAAAAACUAAUCACAGUGAAGUGUGAAUAUAAGAGACUAGUUGGAUGUUGUUUUAUAAAUUUCCUAUAAACUGUCAUUAAAAUGUAGCUGAGGUAAAACUAAUGCUUUACAGAAGACUACUUGAGCUUUGUCAAAAAGAACCGACAAAACUUCAGAGUACAAUUAUUUUUUUAGAACUUUGUUAUGGCAAAUAACUGCACAUAGGAAUUGUGCCUUGAAACCUUACAGUAUAAUACUCUGUGUAGAGCAAUGAAACAGGAUGUUUUUACGAUACUGCCAUGAAGUGAUGUGCCUGAGAUAGUAAUUUUGUAAUCAUUAAAAAGGAUUGUUCGCAUGUCAGUAAAACAGGAUUUAAUAUUAGUUUUCCGAUUUUAAACUUAACACUUGUAUGUUUUUUGAUACAAAAAGCAUUUUUUCCAUCAGACUUGAAAUACCUUGGAACUACCUGCAUUCCAGCUGUAGAGUGAGUGAGGAGAAUUGAGGACAGAAACCCCUUCUAAAUCAAAUGUAACUCUUAAGAUGCAAGGUGUGUGUACUUGGAAUUUGGUACAGAUUAAAAAGCUGAAUAAAAGCCACUUCCUGCGCUCUGUUUAUGGCUGCAAGGUCAAUGCCCUGUGCUCCAUAUUGCUGGGGCAGGGGUGUGUGGUGUUUGACCAGCUGGGUGGAGAUGUGGAAUGGCUCUCUGCUGGGAAGAACUGCCCUGUUUGCUGUCUGGUUCCCACAGCUGCACUCCCCCAAUAGCAGCAGAAGGUUCACUCCCAGAGAUUAACAGGAAGGGAAAAGCCUUGGAAAUUCCUCCAGUUGCAUCACAGAAGGUUUCUUAGUCAAA